Umbelopsis ramanniana AG is the source of this 503-nucleotide messenger RNA. RefSeq lists its product as uncharacterized. NCBI's taxonomy places the organism in Eukaryota, Fungi, Mucoromycota, Umbelopsidomycetes, Umbelopsidales, Umbelopsidaceae. The coding region runs from base 44 to 325 and encodes 93 amino acids. The transcript has 3 exons. The record is from RefSeq and is a predicted model, not a curated record.
CAAGAAACUGGCCUGCAGCAGCAACCCUUAACAAUAUCAAAACAUGCCAGCUGGAUCGUCAUUGGCAGAUAUUGCCCAAAAGUCAGUUGUAUUGCUGUUGGCUGGUUCAACCGUUUACUAUGUCGUCAACAUUGGCGUUAUGGUGAAUCGUCGCAUGGAAUUGAAGAAGCAAGGAAGGCUGGACGAAGAGCUGGCAAAGCUAGCUCGCCAGCGUUUUGGUGAAUCUGCCAACGUCGAUGCUUCGGGACUGCACUCUGAGACCCUCACAACACCGACACCAUUACCUAUGUCUGAACAACCAGGGGCAAGCGUUGACAAGGAUUAGGCAAAAAAUACACACACCUCUCAAAGAAAACACAACAAAAGAUUGAUAUCCUUAACAAAAACCAUACAUGGGUUUCCAAAACAAAGUAUAAUGUCCAGUCCAAUGUACAAAUAACAACAUCUCCAUUGUGAAUAUAAUACAAUCAUCUCUUUCAAACUUCUUUGACCUUUUGAAUGAA